AUGGCACGACCAAGCACUUUCGACGUCACCCUUGAGUGUAUUGACGGAUUAGACGAGUUCCACAGUCGACGAUUCAUCGUACAACCCCAUAAAAGGGCGUUCCUUGCUAAAGAUGACGAGGAUUCGAUCAACGGCGUUGGUAUAGGUCGGUCGUCGAAGGCAUCAAGCAACACCUUCUACAAGGCUGCAAGCGACAAUAGCUGGAUCGAAUGUCCAACUGUCUCGCGUCGUCACGCAGUUCUGAGUGUCGAGAAAGAUCCCCCAUUCUUGACUAUUAUCAACGUCGCUGCAACCCACGGGCUAGCUGUCAAUGACACGAAGAUCUUAGAAAGCCAGAGCUACAGGCUCAGUAGCGGCGAUAUCGUUCAACUAAGUGGUGAAGUGCGUCGGGGAAGUGAUCUGAUACCACCUCGCAAAUUCCGCAUAUCCUUUCACCCAACCGCACAAGAGACCCGGACUUUCAGAUUUCCAGAGGACGAAUCCGAAGAGGAAGAAGAAGAUGAGAAAGAAGAAGUGGAGUCUAUGAAUGAAGAUAGUGAGUCAAUAGUUGAAUCAGAGGUCGGCUAUAUUUCAAGUGAUGAGGAAGACCGAAAGAACACGCAUAAUGAUACCGCCAGCUCCGUCAGAUAUAGCUUAUCAGCCAACUUCAGCGACCUAGAGGACAGCGAGGACGAGGAGGCCGUCUCUUGUUUCAUGCCCCACGAUAUUCCCGACGAGCAGACGGCUGUUGAAGAUGAGGCCGUAUCAGAUCAUGGUAGGCAUUUGUCUUCCGCAAAUCUAGGAGAAGUUGCGGAAGAGCAGAAAGAGCCCAUACAGGAUAUAGAGGAGAGAGCCGAAGUCAACGCAGACAAAGCAUUGAACGACGCUAUAAUGCGUGACCUCGACAAGAAUAGCGCAGUUCAUCAGGUACAGCCACAGACACCUCCUUGGCGUAUGGAAGAAGCUGUGGCCACCUCGAAAUCCUCAAUUGGGUACUACGACUAUGCCCCCUUACCACCGAUAGCAGGCUCAGUGGAGACUUCUACGCCAGUUCAAACUCAGUCAAUGUCUUUUGAGAAGAUUCUCAACGCUCCGGCAUCAGAAAUACUCUUGGAAAACCCACCUAUGACGGCUAAAUGGGUUGAAACCAGUCCGUCGGCUCUGGUGGCUGAGCAGAGUGCAAGACCUGGGACUGAUAAUUUCCCAAACCAAUGGUCCCUGUACGACUACCCAUUGAACGACUAUCACGAGGGACCUUUCGUAUCGUCAAGAAACAACAUGGCUCAUUCCACCAACGAAUCAUCAGAGCAUCCAACUGUCAAAAAGUCUGGCAUCUCAAUCUAUGACAUCGUCGAACGAAGUGAUGAGCAGCAGCUCGCUCGACCGACAAAGCGGAAGGCCGAGUCUAUCGAUCCUGUGGAGCCUGUGGAUCCUAGAGAUGAUGUAGCUCCUGUUCAAGAUGACGAUAUGACGCUUGUAGAACAAGGCAGUCCCCUCGAUAAGUAUGCUGAAAAAUACACCAGGUCUGCUGGCGUUUGGAGGCUGGAUCACUCAGAUGAACGACAGCCAAAGAAGGUGAGAUUCAACCCGGAGGAUCUCCCAUUGGCAAGCCAUAGUCGCACUAUCAAGCGACCAGGAAUGCAGCGAGUCAAACGUGCAGUGGCUACAGCUGCCAGGCUUUCUGCUACAGCUCUUGUAGGCGGUGUGGGAGUUUUUCUAGCUCUUGCAUUCUACCCUGAAGCCUAA
Molecule: messenger RNA, 1725 nt
Organism: Pseudovirgaria hyperparasitica
Lineage: Eukaryota; Fungi; Ascomycota; Dothideomycetes; Acrospermales; Acrospermaceae
Exons: 5
Coding region: 1-1725 (574 amino acids)
Molecular function (GO): protein binding
Source: RefSeq, a predicted model, not a curated record